Acipenser ruthenus (sterlet) is the source of this 2361-nucleotide messenger RNA. It is a transcript of the gene ift70, whose product is annotated as intraflagellar transport 70. The record is from RefSeq and is a predicted model, not a curated record. Gene Ontology annotation, biological process: intraciliary transport. NCBI's taxonomy places the organism in Eukaryota, Metazoa, Chordata, Actinopteri, Acipenseriformes, Acipenseridae. Gene Ontology annotation, molecular function: intraciliary transport particle B binding; protein binding. The coding region runs from base 86 to 2041 and encodes 651 amino acids. Gene Ontology annotation, cellular component: axonemal microtubule; intraciliary transport particle B. The transcript has 19 exons.
AUUUAUAGUAGUUUACAAAUAAAUACCGAUAGAAUAAUCUAUUAUUUGAAAACGUGCUUUGCAUAGAAGCUUCAUCUAAAGAGCCAUGACAAUGGCACAAAUUAAGGACGGCGAAUACACCGCAACCAUCUACAAAAUGAUAAGAGAUGGAAGACAUGGAGAAGCCAUCCAAAUUCUGAGCAAUGAAAUACAGAAACAGCCCAAAUCCAGGGCAGCCCUCUCCCUUUUGGGAUACUGCUACUAUCACAUUCAGGACUUUAACAACUCUGCUGACUGCUAUGAGCAGCUCACACAAAUUCACCCAGAGGUUGAGGACUACAGACUCUACUAUGCCCAGUCCCUGUACAAGGCCUGCCUUUAUACAGAUGCUAUGAAAGCUACAUUUCUUCUGGACAACCAAGGGUAUCAUACUAAGAUGUUAAAGCUCCAAGCAGCUAUCAAGUAUGGAGAAGAGGACCUUUCUGGAGCUAAGAGUCUAGUGGAGCAGCUGCCCUCCGAUGAUCCAGACAGUGAGAUUAACCUGGGGUGUUUACUCUACAAGGAAGGAGAGUAUGAGGAGGCCUGCAAAAAGUUUAGCUCUGCCAUGCAAGUCAUGGGCUAUCAACCAGAUUUGUCGUACAACAUUGCCCUUUGUUACUACAGUAUGAAGCAGUAUGCUCCUGCCUUGAAGUACAUUGCAGACAUAAUAGAACGUGGAAUUAGAGAGCACCCAGAACUGAGUGUUGGCAUGACAACAGAAGGUAUUGAUGUAAGGAGUGUUGGCAACACACUUGUGCUGCACGAAACAGCAUUGAUCGAAGCAUUUAAUCUUAAAGCAGCCAUUGAGUACCAACUGAAAAACUAUGAUGCAGCUCAGGAAGCCUUGACAGACAUGCCUCCACGUUCUGAGGAGGAGCUCGAUCCAGUGACUCUGCAAAACCAAGCCUUAAUGAAUAUGGAUUCCAAACCCACAGAAGGUUUUGAGAAGUUGCAGUUUCUCCUGCAGCAGAACCCUUUCCCACCAGAGACCUUUGGAAACCUCCUGCUCCUCUACAUUAAAUAUGAAUAUUUUGACCUAGCUGCAGAUGUUCUAGCUGAAAAUGCACAUCUUACAUACAAAUCCCUUUCACCGUAUUUAUAUGAGUUUUUGGACGCCAUGAUAACAUGUCAAACUGCCCCAGAAGAGGCAUUCCGAAAGUUUGAUGAAAUGGCAGCUAAACUGACAGAGCAGCUACGUAAACUAACUAAGCAGGUGCAAGAAGCUAGACACAAUCGUGAUGACGAUGCUGUGAAAAGGGCUGUAAACGAGUAUGAUGAGGCUCUUGAGAAGUACAUCCCAGUGCUGAUGGUUCAGGCCAAGAUCUACUGGAACCUGGAGAAUUACCAGAUGGUGGAGAAGAUAUUUCGCAAGUCUGUGGAGUUCUGCAACGAGCAUGACGUGUGGAAACUGAACGUGGCACACGUCCUCUUCAUGCAGGAGAACAAAUACAAAGAGGCCAUUGGUUUCUACGAGCCCAUCGUUAAAAAACACUAUGAUAACAUCCUGAAUGUGAGUGCAAUCGUCCUGGCUAAUCUCUGCGUCUCUUACAUCAUGACCAGCCAAAACGAAGAGGCUGAAGAGUUGAUGAGAAAAAUUGAAAAAGAAGAGGAGCAGAUAUCAUAUGAUGACCCAGACAAGAAGGUCUAUCACCUCUGCAUUGUGAACCUUGUGAUUGGGACCCUGUACUGUGCUAAAGGCAAUUACGAUUUUGGAAUUUCUCGGGUGAUUAAGAGUUUGGAGCCAUACAACAAAAAGCUUGGGACAGACACCUGGUACUACGCCAAGCGCUGCUUCCUGUCCUUACUAGAGAACAUGUCGAAACACAUGAUCAUGUUACGAGACAGCGUCGUGCAAGAAUGUGUCCAGUUCCUGGAACACUGUGAAGUUUAUGGAAAGAAUGUUCCAGCUCUCAUUGAGCAGCCCCUGGAGGAGGACCGAAUGCACAUUGGAAAGAACACGGUUACGUAUGAAUCUCGCCUGCUGAAAGCACUCAUCUAUGAAAUUAUCGGAUGGAAUCAAUAACGUAUUAAAUACUAUAUUAUAUUUAAGUAAACCCUUAUUCACAUAUAUUCAACUCUUGACACCUGUAUUGAGCUUUUAAGAUACUGCUGACUACAUUUAUUCCCCAAAAAUUGUCCUAUUACCACCAGCUAAAAGGUCUGUCUCAAGUUUUACUGCAGCGUUUCUUCAUGUUUGUGAAACCUUCAAAUUCUUUUUAUAAUCAAGUCUGUUUUUCCUUACUGCAUACUUUUCAAUUACUGUAUUUGGGGUGUACAACCUGAAUGUAAUAUAUAGUUUAUACUCUACUAUUUUUGUAGCAAUAAACCAUACUGUAUAUCCCA